Messenger RNA from Ornithorhynchus anatinus (platypus), 3176 nucleotides. It is a transcript of the gene UAP1, whose product is annotated as UDP-N-acetylglucosamine pyrophosphorylase 1. Bases 1300 to 2871 code for a protein of 523 amino acids. Lineage: Eukaryota; Metazoa; Chordata; Mammalia; Monotremata; Ornithorhynchidae. Gene Ontology annotation, molecular function: UDP-N-acetylglucosamine diphosphorylase activity. The record is from RefSeq and is a predicted model, not a curated record. Gene Ontology annotation, biological process: UDP-N-acetylglucosamine biosynthetic process. The transcript is spliced from 11 exons.
UCGGGCCGGUCCCGGACGGACGGCGUUGCGUGUGGAUUCCCCGGGCCUACUUCCUUCCCCGAAGCCUUCUGCCGGCUCCCCGCUCCCGCGGCUUCUUGCAGCACCAAGUUAGACAGACUGGGGCUUCAAAUGUGCCGGGGGUCAGCUAGGGGAAAGGGAGUUUGGCUCUUCAGGGCCACGAAGGGACCUCGCUCAUCCCUACUUGGAGGGAAUUCAGUUGCCGCCUCCCGAGCGCGGAGUACAGGGCGUCGGCCACCUUACCAGUGCUCAGUAAAUCACGUCACUACAUGAUUUUCCUAGAUCGGUGGUUCUCGCCCGACCGAGCCCAUCACUUACGUGCUAAUGCCGAAGUUGGGGCUGUCGUCUCGCUCCCCGCCCCUCGCCUCCCCAGUACCCAAGACCUCACGUGGCAUCCCCCGCUCGUUUCGGGCGGGGAACGUGUCUACCGUAGGGAUCGCCUCUCUUUGUUGCCCGGUUGUGCUUCCCAGGCGCUGAGCGCAGUGCCCUGCCCAGAGUAAGCGCUCAAUAAAUACGAUUGAAUGAACGAACUCGGUUAUACGAUCCCCUCCCAAGCACUUAGUACGGCGCUCAGAUCGAUCGAUUGACGGAUCGAUUGCUAUUAAGGCUUCCACCUAGCCACAGACCACCCCCUCAGAGAGCUGGCGGCGCGGCCAGAUCUCCGCCGGCCGACGUGAGCGGGAGGAUGCGCGGAGCCGAGGGCCCCCCGUAAUCCAAAAACCCAACCUUAGCCCUGUGCUUCAACUGCUUUUUUCCACGAUCCUCGGCGGGGCCGAGCACCAAUCGAUCGAUGGUACUUAGCCCGUAUCGUGGGCGGGGCGCCGUACUAAACGCUUGGAGUCGAUAAGCAGCCUCGAACCAGGUAACCUCAUCUUCUGGACUGUAAGUUUGUCGUGGGCGGGGAAUAUCUGUCCUGUUGCUCUGUUGUCUUCUCCCGAGCGCUUAGUACAGUGCUCCGCACACAGUAGGGCCUCAGUAAAUACAACUGAGUGACCGAUUUCCAAAUUGCCGCCGGGGGAGAGAGGGAGGGUGCAAGAAGGUGUCACCAAAAGGGCACCGUCGGGCGUGGUUGUGCAAACCUCCUUUCCUAGCCUCGUGUCCCGUGGUCCUCGAACGACAGGACGCAAGAGAAAACGGGAAUCGGGUGACUCUCACCGGCGAAACGGAAGCCUCGGACCUUCACGCGCGCCGUCCCCGUAGAGAUCCGGCCCCGGACAGAUCCCGGAGGAACCCCCGCGGAGGAAGCGACUGUAAUAGCGCCGCGGGCCGUGCCUCGGGGCCAUGGACACGGGGCCACUCCGGGACCGGCUGGCCCGGGCCGGCCAGGAUCACCUGCUGCAAUUCUGGGAGGAGCUGACCGAGCCCCAGCGACGGGAGCUGUUCCGGGAGCUGGAGGCCAUGGACUUCGAGGAGCUCAACGGCUUCUUCCGAAGAGCCGUGGACGGUUCCGGUCAGGCCGCGGGCCAGGGGAAGGUGGACGACGCCCGCAUGGAAGCGGUGCCCCGGGACGUGCUAGGCAGCACCAGCCGGGAUCGGGAGGAGCUGGACGCUUGGGAGAGGGAAGGCCUGUUGCAGAUUGCCCAGAGUAGAGUCGCCGUUCUCCUCCUCGCCGGGGGCCAGGGGACGAGGCUCGGGGUGGCCUACCCCAAGGGGAUGUACGACGUGGGGCUGCCUUCGCACAAGACCCUCUUCCAGAUCCAGGCGGAGCGCAUCCUGAAGCUGCAGCGCCUGGCGGAGGAGCGGCUCGGCCGCCAGUGCGCCAUCCCUUGGUACAUCAUGACCAGUGGCCGGACGAUGGAAUCCACCCGGGAGUUCUUCUCUAAGCACAGACACUUUGGCCUGAAAAAGGAAAACGUGAUCUUCUUCCAGCAGGGAAUGCUGCCUGCCGUGGGCUUCGACGGGAAAAUCAUCCUGGAGGAGAAGAGCAAAGUAUCCAUGGCCCCAGACGGGAAUGGCGGCCUGUACCGGGCCCUGGCCGCCCAGAACAUCGUGGAGGACAUGGAGCGGAGGGGCAUCUGGAGCGUCCAUGUCUACUGUGUGGACAAUAUCUUGGUCAAAGUAGCCGACCCCCGGUUCAUCGGCUUCUGCGUUCAGAAAGGAGCGGACUGUGGCGCCAAGGUGGUGGAGAAGACGAACCCUACGGAGCCGGUCGGGGUGGUGUGCAGAGUGGACGGCGUCUACCAGGUGGUGGAGUACAGCGAGAUCGCGCUGGGGACGGCCCAGAGGCGCGGCGCGGAUGGCCGGUUGCUUUUCAACUCGGGGAACAUCGCCAAUCACUACUUCACCGUGCCCUUCCUCCGAGACGUGGUCAGGAUCCACGAGCCCCAGCUGCAGCACCACGUGGCCCAGAAGAAGAUUCCUUGCGUGGACCCGCGGGGGCAGCCCGUGAAGCCCGACAAACCGAAUGGGAUAAAGAUGGAGAAAUUCGUCUUCGAUAUCUUUCAGUUCGCCAAGACGUUCGUGGUGUUCGAGGUGCUGCGGGAGGACGAGUUCUCCCCGCUGAAGAACGCCGAAAGCCAGAACGGCAAGGACAACCCCACGACGGCCCGGCACGCCCUCAUGUCCCUGCACCACUGCUGGGUCCUCAACGCCGGGGGACACUUUGUCGAUGAGAACGGCUCCCGCCUGCCCGCCAUCCCCCGCAGUGCUACCCGCGGAAGGUCAGAGGUCAUCUCAGCCGAUGUCAAUCACAACUUGAAGGACGCCAAUGACCUGCCAAUCCAGUGUGAAAUCUCCCCGCUCAUCUCGUACGCCGGAGAAGGCCUGGAACCCUACGUGGCGGGCAAGGAAUUCCGGGCCCCCCUGAUCAUCGACGAGAGCGGGGUCCGCGAGCUGGUGGAGAACGGCGUCUGAGCGCGGAGCGAGUGUCCGGCCGCGGGGACGACGGGUCCGGGGCGGCGGCUGCUUAACAGAUAGCGUGGUAUUUGUUACCCGCGUCAUAGCUGGCCCCGGCUCCACGGCGUUCCGGGGUCCCGGAGGAUCCGGCCCUCGGGGGCUCACCAGUGGACGGUUCUCCCCGGCCCAAGUCAGCCGCGGCCCCGGACGCUCCUCCGGCUCAGGUGCGGUGAAGGGGCCUCACCGUGCCCUUGAGCUGGGGAAAUUUAUUUUUGCAGUUGUAAAUAGUAAUAAAUAAUGGAUGCUUCGGGGCUUUUAUGGUA